Oxyura jamaicensis (ruddy duck) is the source of this 440-nucleotide messenger RNA. Its product is annotated as feather keratin Cos1-1/Cos1-3/Cos2-1-like. Lineage: Eukaryota; Metazoa; Chordata; Aves; Anseriformes; Anatidae. Gene Ontology annotation, cellular component: intermediate filament. The transcript has 2 exons. The annotation marks the transcript as partial. The record is from RefSeq and is a predicted model, not a curated record. Gene Ontology annotation, molecular function: structural constituent of cytoskeleton.
GGAUAUCUCUGGACACGGGGCAGCUAAGGUCCACUAUAAAAGCCAGCCCAGCUCCAUGCUUCCUCAUCCACUUCUCUGGCCUUCUCCUCCUUGGGAACCAGGUGCACCUCCUGCCCCCAGACAUGUCCUGCUACGACAAGUGCCAGCCCUGCCUGCCAUGCCAGCCCUGUGGCCCGACCCCGCUGGCCAGCAGCUGCAACGAGCCCUGCGUCAGGCAGUGCCAGAACUCCACCAUUGUUAUCCAGCCUUCUCCUGUGGUGGUGACCCUGCCCGGCCCCAUCCUCAGCUCCUUCCCGCAGAACACUGUUGUGGGAUCUUCCACCUCCGCUGCCGUUGGCAGCAUCCUCAGCUGUGACGGAGUCCCCAUCAACUCCGGGUGCUGUGACCUCUCCUGUAUUGCCAGUCGCUACUGUUGCCGCCCCUGCUAAAGAUGCCAGACA